Messenger RNA from Ordospora colligata OC4, 1665 nucleotides. RefSeq names its product DNA replication factor RFC1. NCBI's taxonomy places the organism in Eukaryota, Fungi, Microsporidia, Ordosporidae. The record is from RefSeq and is a predicted model, not a curated record. The transcript has a single exon. Bases 1 to 1665 code for a protein of 554 amino acids. Gene Ontology annotation, biological process: DNA repair; DNA replication. Gene Ontology annotation, cellular component: DNA replication factor C complex; nucleus. Gene Ontology annotation, molecular function: DNA binding; ATP hydrolysis activity; DNA clamp loader activity.
AUGCCAGUCGGUCCAUUGCAUGACAAGACAUUUGUAUUUACUGGGGAUUUGUCCAUAGGAAGAGAUGAUGCCAAGACAAAGGUAAUUCUUUUAGGUGGUAGAUGCACAACUAUUCCUUCCUCACGUACAACAUUUCUGGUUGCUGGACAGAAUCCAGGGCCGCAAAAGAUUAAAAGAGCAAAUGAAUUAGGCAUAAACAUACUGGAUGAAAAUGGAUUCUUGAAGUUGAUUGAGGAGAAUUCAAAAGGAUUUGAUGAUAAUGUGGAUGUAAAGUGUAAUAGUAACACUCAUGAAAUAGGGUCGGCAAAUGCAAUCUGUAAGGAGUUGUGGUGCGAAAAGUAUAGGCCGAAGCAAAAACAAGAUCUUGUGGGGAAUACAAUCUUAAUGAAUGAGUUGGAAGAAUAUCUUAAAGCAGGAGUUUAUACUAAAGCAGUUCUAUUGAGUGGCCAACCAGGAAUUGGAAAAACAACGCUGGCACAUAUUAUUUGCAAAUCACUUGGAUUCGAUAUAAUUGAAUUCAAUGCGAGUGAUGUUAGAAACAAGUCGGAAAUUGCAAAUAAGAUAAGAAAUUUUGUUACGAGUCGUUCUAUUUUUGAUUUGAGUGACGGAGGUAAGGUGCUGAUAAUGGAUGAAAUUGAUGGAAUGUCAGGUGACAUGGGUGGCAUUUCUGAGUUGAUCAGCACUAUUAAAGAAACACGGAUUCCAAUAUUAUGCAUCUGCAAUGAUAGAUAUGAUAUGAAGAUAAGGAGUCUUGUAAGCCAUUGUAUUGACUUAAAGGCAAAGAAACCAGAUUCUAGGCAGAUAUUCAUCAAGUUGAAGUACAUUCUUGAUAAGGAGGCGAAAAAUGUACCUGAUGGAUUGCUUAAUGAAAUAGUUUUUAAGAGUGGAGGAGAUAUCAGAUAUGCAAUUAAUAUGUUGCAAAGUGUAACAAUGAAGCAUAAGCUUGGUUCUGAUCAGGCAGAUAUGUUUAUAAAGAAAACGGUUGCAAAAGGUGUCUUUGAUAUUGGAGUUGAAGUGUUUCAAAGAAAAACAAUUGAUGAGAAAAUAGAUCUUUAUUUUGAAGAUUAUUCAUUGAUUCCUCUUUUUGUACAUGAAAAUCUUUCAAAGACUGUAUUCAAGGGAAUAAAGCAGCUAAGAGAUUCUUUUGAUUCAAUUAGCAUAGGUGAUGUUGUUCAAAGUAAAAUUCAAGGUGCAAACCAAGACUGGAGUUUAGCACCUUUACAUGCAGUAUAUAGUGUUGUUAUUCCCACGCAUAACAUGCAAUUAUCAAAAAGAUUGAACUUUCCAUCAUGGCUUGGGCAGAAUUCAAAGCAUUUGAGAAUAGAAAGACUUCUGAACACAUUUUCUGUGCAUUCUUCAUGCAAAAUAUUUACAUCUUCUGGAGAAUUGAGAAAAUAUGCAUUAGAACUGAUUUUAAAGAAGUAUGUGUACAAUUUAAAGAAUGGCAAUUUUAGGAAAGCAAUUGAUGACAUGAUUAUUUAUGAUUUGACUAAAGAUGAUAUGAAUAAUCUAAGUGAUAUUGUUAUUGGAGGAGAUGCUAUAUUUAAAGAAAUUGGAAGAAAAGAAAAAAUACUACUGGACAAGGAAUAUAAAAAGCUUUAUAGAAAACUUCCAUAUGCUCAUGAAGAAACAUUUGAUCUUGAUGAAAGCAUGGAUUCAGAUUAA